Messenger RNA from Ricinus communis (castor bean), 2861 nucleotides. RefSeq names its product type IV inositol polyphosphate 5-phosphatase 3. The transcript is spliced from 12 exons. Gene Ontology annotation, molecular function: phosphatidylinositol-4,5-bisphosphate 5-phosphatase activity; phosphatidylinositol-3,4,5-trisphosphate 5-phosphatase activity; inositol-polyphosphate 5-phosphatase activity. Gene Ontology annotation, biological process: phosphatidylinositol dephosphorylation. Bases 385 to 2418 code for a protein of 677 amino acids. NCBI's taxonomy places the organism in Eukaryota, Viridiplantae, Streptophyta, Magnoliopsida, Malpighiales, Euphorbiaceae. The record is from RefSeq and is a predicted model, not a curated record.
AUAUGUAAUCGAUUGAAGUGGUAGGUAAGUCUUAAAAUAAAAUAAAAACUCAAAAAAAAAAAAAAAAAGCAUAACCUUGGAAAAAAGUGGAGAAGCACAUGGAAUGAAAAGAGGGGGUUUAAUUAUAAAUAGACAAGAAAAGGAAAGCCUUUUCUGUUCCUCCUUUCCCCACCAUAUAUAUAUAUAUUUCUUACAGAGAAGUUGACAUUCUUGCUUUCACAGACAAACAGCACACACUACUUCUCUGAAAUAAACUCCUCUUUCCUCUACCUUCAUUUUCUUUCUCUCUCAACAGAUAAUUAAUUAAACCUAAGAAGAAGAAGAAGAAGAAGAAGCUAAUUAAUUAAGACUUCAACAUCUGUACAGUAACAUUUUGAAAGUGUAAUGAAAUAUACACAGACCAUGAAGUCUCGCUCUUCUAAGAACCAAGCGGAGAGAGAACUUGAACAGAGCAAAAGUUGGGUUGAAACGUGUUGUUUGGGUUGUUCGUGCCUGCAGCUGUUUUGGCCGAGAAUCGUUGUGCGUAAAUUGCUCAAUAUCACUGCUAGAGACUCUGAUUAUAGUGCUGACAGUGAUACUGAUGAUGAAGACUCUGAUUAUGCUUCUGAUACUGAAGAAUUGCCGGUGUCCAGGAGAGAAUCACGGUUUAAAGCUAACAAAAUAGAGGAUCCCCAGGUUGAUCCCAGCAACGAUGCUCUUCCAUUAUUAAGGAGGCGAAAAUCAGAAACGUUUAGGAAACAGUAUAUAAGCACAAAGGAACUCAGAGUAUCCGUUGGUACAUGGAAUGUUGGAGGAAAACUUCCACCUGAUGACCUAGAUAUUGAUGAUUGGAUUGAUACUAAUGAACCUGCAGACAUCUAUGUGUUCGGUCUUCAGGAGAUUGUACCAUUGAAUGCUGGGAAUAUAUUUGGUGCUGAAGAUAGCCGCCCAGUUCCGAAGUGGGAAAGUAUUAUCCGUGAUACACUAAAUAGAAUUCGACCUACAAGGACCAAGGUUAAAUGCUAUAGUGAUCCCCUAUCUCCAUCAAAGUUUAAGCCAUCUGAUGAUGCGCCAGAUAUAGAAGAGGAGAUGCUAUUUGAAAGUGAUAGUGAUAUUGGAGAGGAAAUUCAUCCAUUGGAUGAAGAACCUGACUGUUUGGAUGAAGUUGAAGAUCAAUCAGAUGUAGGUGACAUGCGUAUGAAUUCUGGCGUUGCAGUCGAAAGUAGUGGUAAAUUAGGUGUUCCCGUAGAACAGGAGUUACAGAGACAAUUUUCUUCUCCAAGGAGAUUAAAUAGAUUAAAUUGCUUGCGGACAGAGGAUUCUGCUGGAGAUGUUGAAGCACCAGCAGGUGAUAACAGUCGUAAAUUAACCAAAAUGCUUAGCUGCAAUGACAGGAUUGGUUUGACCUGGCCAGAAACCCCAUUAAACUUGCUGUCUCAGCAUGUUUUACAGAGACCGACUUCCUUCAAAGCAAUGAAGUCUUUUAGAGCAAGCAAGUCUUUUGGAACAUAUAAUUCUUUCAAGUCAGUCACAAAUGACAUGCAAUCAGAAUUAGCUUUGCUUGCAGAAACUGACCUUGAAGCUCUUAUGAAACGUAAAAGAAGAUCAUCAUAUGUAAGGAUAGUAAGUAAGCAGAUGGUUGGGAUUUUUCUCACAAUUUGGGUUCGUAGGAGCUUGCGCAAGCACAUUCAGAAUGUGAAAGUGUCUACUGUUGGUGUCGGUGUCAUGGGCUACAUCGGUAACAAAGGAGCAAUAUCAGUCAGCAUGUCUAUAUAUCAGACUCUUUUCUGUUUUAUAUGUACUCACCUCACGUCAGGUGAAAAGGAUGGAGAUGAACUCAAAAGAAAUGCUGAUGUGCAUGAAAUUCAUAGAAGGACUCAAUUUCAUACAUUUCCUGGUAUUGGUCUUCCGAAAGGCAUCCUUGAUCACGAAAGAAUUAUUUGGCUGGGUGAUUUGAACUACCGAAUCAACUUGUCGUAUGAAAAAACACGCGAACUGAUCUCCCAGAAGCAGUGGUCCGAGUUAGUGGAGAAGGAUCAGCUUGUAAGAGAGCUAAGAAAAGGUCGUGCAUUUGAUGGAUGGACAGAGGGUGCACUAAAAUUUCCACCAACUUAUAAGUACGAGAUGAAUUCAGACAAAUAUUAUGGAGCAGAUCCAAAGGCUGGGAGGCGUGUGCCAGCAUGGUGUGAUCGCAUUCUGUCAUACGGAAAGGGAAUGAGGCUUCUGAGUUACGGGAGAACAGAGCUCAAGCUUUCAGAUCAUCGACCUGUAGCAGCCACAUAUAUGGCUGAAGCUGAAGUAUUCUGUCAUAGGAAGCUACAGCGGGCACUCACAUACACGGAUGCAGAGAUAGAAAACGAGGAAGUCAUAGAAGCAAGCUUAGAUGUUGGAAUGGGUCACUUGAGAUUGGAGCAGGAUAUUUCUCUAUGGGAGCGUUAAGAGACCGCCAAAUACAACGCCUAAAGUAGAUGAGAGUGAGAGCCUUGUCAUUCUUUGUUAUCAAUAUCAACUUUGAUUCAUUCAUUUGAUUUUGCCAUUUGUUUCACCUUACUGUAUGCGCCAGUUGUUGUGCUAUUGUGCUAAUGGCAGUGGUUUUACCUAAUAGGGCUCGUAGAAAGAUUUAGAAGGAAUAUAUGAAGGGUUUAUACGUGUAAAUUAAUGUAUGUAAUACGUAUUUAGAGAUCAAUCCCCUAUCCUAGAUGGGUAGAAAAUUCCAAACUCAUGGGCUGCUGAUGUUGUAAAAAAGAAAUAGGGUUUUACAGUAAUAAUGCACGAAUUUCUUUUAAAUUGCUGCUGCUAUGUUAGGUUUAUUUAUUUGCUAUCAUUUCUUGUAACCAAUCUUAAUAUGAAAUGUAAAAACUCUCUUGCUCUUUGCCCUUUUA